AUGAGCAUGGACGCUGGCGGUCUUGCUCAAAUGACGUACAACAACCAAAACAACAACUUUCAAUCCCAGGCCGGAUUUGGCGGGCCCACUGCCAGCUUUGCCUCGCGCGGAAAGGGCGCUCAGCUUAAGCGUCUCAGCGUUGCCUCGCCUCCAAAGGUCGCCUCGAUUGCCGAGGACUCGAUUGCCACUCCCCGCACCAGCCGCUCGCACCUUUUGGCUGGCCUUCGCACUGCGCCUAAGACGCCCACGUCUGCUCAGCCUCCUGCUUCUGCGCCUUACUCCCAGGCACAGCACAACGUUGGUGCCAACAACGCUGCUAACAACAACAACAACAACAACCGCAUGCCCAGGCAGCAGUACAACGGUGCCAACCAGGGUGUUCCUCAGACGGCCAUUGGCUCCGGCUUCCGCGGUGUCAACCAGUUCCAGCAACAGCAGCAGCAGCCAGACUACUACAAUCAGGUCCUGGCUCCUCCUUCUUUCGAGUUUGAUGAUGGCGAGAUGGACCCCAACGUUGCUGCCCAACUCUUGGCUACUGAAAUGUACCUUGCCCAGAGGCAGCAGCAGCUUCAGCAGCAACUGCUUGCUCUGACCACGCAGCAGUUUGGCAGCAUGAACAUGUCUGGAGGACAUGGCUAUCCCAACACGCCAUACACUCCCCAGAUGAACGCCUAUGGCCAGCAGUUUGGCAACACUGCUGCUAUUCAGGAGACGAACCAGCCUGGUGUCUACCUGGUCUUCAACCAGAUGACCGGCCAGUACCAGUAUGUCGUCGACCCGAGCUACCAGCAGGACAACGGUGCCGUCCAGGCUCUCAACGCCAUGGCGGGUCUGUCCAACUCCCCGCCUCCGCCAACCCCGCGCUUUGCCGGAUCGCCCCCCAAGGUUGACACCCCUGUCCUUCAUGUGUCGCCUCCCAACGAGAGCAACCCCAGCCCCUGGGCCACCCGCAGCACUUCGCCUCCCAAGAAGUCCAACACUCCUCCCCAGGAUGUGGUUCCUCUUCCGCCGCCAUCCGCCAAUGCCUUCCGUCGCGGGCACAAGAAGAACCCUUCUACUCUUGCUGUUGACGCAAAGACCGAGGCUGCCGAGGGUCCCCGCUCUGCUCUCGCCCGUUCCGCUGGCUUCCCUGCUACCCCAAUGACUGGCACUUUCGGUCCUGGUCAGGCACGUGCUGGAGAGCACCCUGUCCGCCAGCCCCGCAACCCUCCUUCCAUUGAGGAGCUCAAAGAGCGCCCCACUACCAAGCACGAGGGUAGCAAGAACUUUGCUACCCGUCAACGCCGUCAGGCUGUGGGCAACCUUGUCCGCGCUGGCAUUGGACGCCGUGCUCACCGCACCAGCAGCGGAAGUGCCUCUCCGGACAGCGAGCAUUUCCCUUCGUCUGACAACGACUCGGACAGUGUCCGUAGCGGAGGCAGUGGCAGCCUUUCCGGCAGGCCCAGCAUUGGCAGCCUUCGUGCUGUAGCCAAUGGCGCUAUUGGCUCUGAGCGCAAGGCCUCCAAGGAGCGCUCUCGCGACAACUCUAUCAACCGCACCUACACUGCCAACAGCGUUAGCAGUGAUGACGGUGCCUCUGUUGGUGGCGGCCUUGUUGACAUCCGCCCAGAGGAGCGCCGUGGUACGCCCAAGCUCAUUCUCACUGGCACUGAGAAGCGCAAGAGCCCCGUCUACUAG
This is a messenger RNA of Bipolaris victoriae FI3, 1677 nucleotides long. RefSeq lists its product as hypothetical. The coding region runs from base 1 to 1677 and encodes 558 amino acids. Lineage: Eukaryota; Fungi; Ascomycota; Dothideomycetes; Pleosporales; Pleosporaceae. The transcript has a single exon. The record is from RefSeq and is a predicted model, not a curated record.